Molecule: messenger RNA, 1155 nt
Organism: Cucumis melo (muskmelon)
Lineage: Eukaryota; Viridiplantae; Streptophyta; Magnoliopsida; Cucurbitales; Cucurbitaceae
Product: temperature-induced lipocalin-1-like
Exons: 3
Coding region: 244-801 (185 amino acids)
Source: RefSeq, a predicted model, not a curated record
CCACAUUUACCUUGUUUGGCAAGCAAGAAGAAAAAAAAAGCAAAAUUUCCCUCAACUAGGCCCCUGCUGAUUUCUAGACCACAAAAAACCCUCUUCCCCACAACCAUAAUAUCUCUCCACGUCUCCCCUUUUCCCAAGGCCACAUCUUUUUCUUCAACAAACCCAAAAUUUUCAAAUCAAAUCACCACCGACUCCCUCAGGAAAAACACACUGAGAUCAAUUUCAGAAGCUCAUCAUUCAACAAUGGCGAAGAAAGAGAUGGAUGUUAUGAAGGGUGUUGAUCUUAAGAGGUAUAUGGGUCGGUGGUAUGAAAUAGCCUCAUUUCCUUCUAGGUUUCAGCCCAAAAAUGGAGCUAAUACCCGAGCGACCUACACCCUGAGAGAUGAGAGGACGGUGAAUGUUCUAAAUGAGACAUGGGUUGAUGGUAAGAGGGGUUUCAUUGAAGGCACUGCUGUUAAAGAUAAUCCUGAUAGUGAUGAAGCCAAGCUUAAAGUUAAAUUCUAUGUUCCUCCAUUCCUGCCUAUCAUUCCUGUUGUUGGUGAUUACUGGGUUUUGUAUCUUGAUCAUGAUUAUCACCAUGCUUUGAUUGGCCAGCCUAGCAGAAACUAUCUAUGGAUAUUGUGCAGGCAGAAUCAUUUGGAUGAGGAGAUAUAUAAUCAAUUGGUGGAGAAAGCUAAGGAACAGGGUUAUGAUGUGAGCAAGCUUCGUAGGACAACACAUACUGAUCCUCCACCAGAAGGAGAUGAAGGUCCCAAAGAUACUAAAGGAGUAUGGUGGAUCAAAUCAAUCUUUGGAAAAUGAUCAAGAAACAUUCCAAGUCUCUUUCCUGUGGAAGUGUCACACUCAAGAACCUUAUUCAAAUUAAGAGAAGCAAAGAAGAGAUGCAAGGGUUGAGAGAUAAGAAGGUAUAUAAAGAGUCUCCAGUUUGGGUACUCUUUAAUUUGGCAAACAAUGUGAGAGCUUCAUACAAGAACGGGCAAAAGCAACCCACGAAUUAACAUGUGGAUACAUCUUUCUCGGCCUUAUGACUAAGAUCAGGUUUAGAAUAUGUCCUUAUCAGUGUAAUAGUACGUUGGUAAAUGUCCUGAGUUCAGCAUGGCUCUUAUCCAUGGCCUCAGGUUUUAAGCACAUACAAAAUUAAAAAAGUUCAAUCAA